UGAUGCAGAUAAUGAAACUACUGAUGUUUGACGACUUCUGAGUAUCUGCCAGACUGGGUUCAUUACAAUUUGGUAUCGGAGCAACUUCUUCAUCGCAAUCUGUUGUCUGCUGUCAGGUGCUGACGUGGCACCCAGUGUGACCGUGGAAUUUAUUAUUGAUUCCUUAUUGUUUAUUUAUUGUGCAGUAAACACAUCUGAAGAUGUCUUACCUUUGGAAUUCUCUGCGUCUCUCCAUUCUGACUCGCUUCAUUCCUCAUCUUUUCCUACCUGUCUCUGUCACCUUCUUCGCUGAUGAGGAAGGCGAAAUCCGAACACGUACCCAGAUCGAAAACAGACGGCAGCAGAUGCUGAGCCGUCUUCAACAGCUCCUGACUGAGUUGCACGACGCGGGACCCAUGGCUGAACAGCACGUACGCAGCCAGUUCGAUCUGCAUGCGGCAGAAACCGAACUCAAGGAGGCUGAUACGGCUGUUCAGAUGAUGGAGGCCAGUACGAGGGUGCAGCGGACUAUUGACCAGGGCCGAAUGGCCCUUGAUCAAUAUGUCGCCGAGGAGCUGGCGAAGAUUGCUGCAGGCGAGCCGAAAGAAGGACGGGAAGAAGAAAGAAGGGAAGGAGUAAGAAGGCCAGAACUGAAUGAGGAUACAAUGCUGGCAAACAUUAGACAAUUGGAAGAAGCUUUGAACGCGGAAAGAAAAAGAAUGGACGAGUACCAAAGGAUAAAAAUCGAGAGAGAACAGCGAGAAAGAAACGUGGAAGAGAUUAGACAACAAUUUCACAUUGAAAGAACAGAAACUGAUCUUGCACCUGUUCUUGACAACUUGAUGGCCUAUCUUGCACACCUUGAAUUGAAGAUUGAUAAUAACACCGCCACAUUGGAGUCGGUGUUGAGACUAGUGAAAGGGAAAGGUAAAGUGUCAGUUGAGGAGGAGGCUAAAGGGAAAGAAAAGAAAGAACCUCAAGAGAAGUUGUUGAAAGGUGCAAUGAAGAGGACGACGCUGGAAAAGUCUGAAGGCUCCAAGAGGGAACCAGAGGAACCGGCAGGGAAGAAGGAAGUACCCACCGAAAAGAAAGAAGAACCGGUGAAAGAAGCGCAAAAACCAAAGAAGAAAGAAAAGGUGAAGAUGAAACUGUCGUUUACCUACAGUAACAAAAAGGAAGAAAAUCUGUUGUUGUGGAUCGCCGAGAUACAGACUUAUUGUGGCACUACACCCGUUGAGCCUGAAAGUCAGGUUGCUUUCUCCACGUCUUGUCUAGGAGGAGUGGCCAAGAAAUGGGUGCUGGCCGAAGCCAACGCCGUACCUGGGUUGAAUCUUCAAGACAACCAGGUUCUCUAUAUCUACUCACACGCUUUGCCCGAGCCCAUUCGUGGACAGCUCGUGGCAGAAUCAAAGUCUGGCAAGUACAAUUAUCAGCAGCUCCGCGACCUCGCUCUCCAGAGAAAGCAGAUGACCGCUCAGGUAAAGGGGUCGUACGCUUCGGUAGUAAAAUCGGGAACGGUUGGUGGGUAUGGGAAGCGGGUCCUCUGGCGACGAAAACGCCAAGACCAUAUGCUCGUAGUCUUCGACGAUGACACCGUAAAAAAGUUACCCCUCGAGGACUCUGAGGGAGGAGGUGGUACGGGCAGCAGUGAGUCCGAGAAGGGUGACGUCACUGCUGUCGUGGCCAACAAGGAAGGCCAGAGUCAGUGGAAGAAGAGGAGGAGGCCACGAUCGUUCCUUGAGCAUCCCGGCAUAGCGUUCGGGAGACCUUAGGAGAAGAUGAACAUGACACGAGAGGAGUGGCAGUCCAAAAUGGACAAUCGCCAAUGCCUCAAGUACGGUACCGUGGGGCACGUGAUAGCCUGGUACCCGCUUAUUCGUAACCCAAAAGCGAGCAACCAGUAGGAGUAGCAUCUGCUCCUACUGAGUCGAAGGGAUUAGACGAAGACAAAGGAAAGGCGCCUAUAACCCCUUCUACUACUUCGACUCUCGAGGCAGAGGAUGACUCUUCUUCCGCCCGUCGUCCAGACCACCCUGACACAGUACUUUGUUUUGUUUCACUGGACAAUUCCCUUGAUGAGUUUGGCAAUGAACGCAUAGCACUACG
Molecule: messenger RNA, 2085 nt
Organism: Chara braunii
Lineage: Eukaryota; Viridiplantae; Streptophyta; Charophyceae; Charales; Characeae
Source: the annotation of a GenBank genome assembly